CAUUAUCCAAAUUCCCUCCUCCCAUUAGGCAAAAGAAGUAAGAACAACAAAAAAGUUGCGAAGAUAAACCAGCGUUUCUGCAAAGCACUUGGGAUUUCAGAAUGAGGUGCAUCCAAUUUCACCCUGCUGCAUUGCUUUCCAUGCAAACACAGCUCAACCACAGACAGCAGCUGCUGGGGAGUAGUUGUAAAGUGCUUUUGAUUUCCACCAUUGAAGCUACUAAUUAUAAACUUGCUGCACAGAGGCAGCAGCACUUUCUUUCUCUAAGGACCAAGGCCAUGCACAAUGAUAUUGCUCUUGAUGUCCCUUCCCAUGCCAAGUCUGGAGACAUUUCAGUCCUCCUUCAAACUGGUGGGGUACUUUUUCUUGCUUACUUGUUCUCAAAUUUCGUUGUGCCAAUUCUCAUUACGAAAUAUUUCGGAUUCGAUAAGGUGGGUGAAGAAGAAGAAGAUGAAGACGACCUAUUUAAGAUGUGAAAAGGGGUUUCAAGAGCACUGAGUCUGGAAACAAGA
Molecule: messenger RNA, 512 nt
Organism: Prunus avium (sweet cherry)
Lineage: Eukaryota; Viridiplantae; Streptophyta; Magnoliopsida; Rosales; Rosaceae
Source: RefSeq, a predicted model, not a curated record